Messenger RNA from Amoebophrya sp. A120, 343 nucleotides. The record is from the annotation of a GenBank genome assembly. NCBI's taxonomy places the organism in Eukaryota, Dinophyceae, Syndiniales, Amoebophryaceae.
UGUUGGUUGAUUCCUUGCCCAAGCUAGCGCCUCCGGGGAAGAAGUUGCGGCUGCGGGCAGGCGGGGGCCGCGCGGGUGGGCUUCUACGCAGACGACAGGGCGCCUAUGAUGGCCGCAACCAACCGCAAGAAGCGGGCCGGGACACUUCGCAAAAGAGCGACGGCACUGCGCGAAGAACGGGAGGCGCUCGGCCUCGGCCCCGACAGGGCCGUGCCAAGGGCCCCAGCCUCGUCGGCGCCCAUGCCCGUGAAGCGGAGGCUCGAGCAGGCAGGACGCCGGCAAGCCCCCUGUGUGAGUGUCUGAUUGGGUGGGCCGAAACAUUGCCCACGCGCGCCAGCCGUCG